Lotus japonicus is the source of this 2109-nucleotide messenger RNA. Its product is annotated as transcription factor VOZ1. The transcript has 5 exons. NCBI's taxonomy places the organism in Eukaryota, Viridiplantae, Streptophyta, Magnoliopsida, Fabales, Fabaceae. Gene Ontology annotation, biological process: regulation of DNA-templated transcription; positive regulation of long-day photoperiodism, flowering. Bases 224 to 1651 code for a protein of 475 amino acids. The record is from RefSeq and is a predicted model, not a curated record.
UUUAUUGCCUAAACAGUGAGGAGGCAAGAGAGGGAGAGAAGUCUCCAACACAAAAAAAGCAAUUCUCUUUUUCUCCUUCCCAUUCAUUCCUAAUUCCUAUAUAAUCACUUUCCUCUGCUUCUAACUUUCUGGAAUUCACACACUCUGGCUUUUCUUUUCUGCUCAAAAUUCACUGAUCAUCACACAAUCUGAGGGUGUUAUAGGAGGAACUUAAGGUCUGGCAAUGAAGAAGGUUUCCAAGACAAGCUGCAAGUCUGCAUCACACAAGCUCUUUAAGGACAAGGCGAAGAAUCGUGUUGAUGACCUGCAGCUGGUGUUUCUUGAUCUGCAGUUUGCUAGGAAGGAGAGCCGUACGGUUGAUGCUGCAGUUCUUGAGGAACAAGUCCAUCAGAUGCUUCGUGAGUGGAAGAAUGAGCUCAAUGAGCCUUCGCCUGCUUCUUCUUUGCAGCAAGAUGGCAGUCUUGGGUCAUUCUCCACCGAUAUCUGUCGGCUUUUGCAGCUCUGUGAGGAGGAAGAUGAUGCCUCUAGUCCAUUAGCUGCACCUAAGCCUGAGCCUGUUGAUCAGACUCUUCCAGCUGGGAGCAAGGUCAUAUUCCAAGGGGGCCAACAGCAACAUGAUUUUCCAUUGGUUAAUGAAUGCAAGCACUCAACCUCAAGAGCUCAAAAUAUGGCAGCUAACAAGCCAGAUGGACCUGCUUUAGAAUAUCAUCAGUUUGAUUUGCAUCAGGACUUUGAUCACAGCUUUUAUACUGGAUUUAAUGGCUCAGGUUAUUGUGAGGAGGAUGCUAUUCCUCAUAUAUCUAGCUAUCUACCCAGUAUCUGCCCUCCACCUUCUGCUUUCUUAGGCCCAAAAUGUGCACUUUGGGACUGUCCAAGACCUGCACAAGGGUUGGACUGGUGUCAAGAUUAUUGCAGUAGCUAUCAUGCUGCUCUAGCUUUGAAUGAAGGUCCACCAGGUAUGGCCCCAGUUCUACGACCUGGGGGCAUUGGUUUGAAGGAUAAUCUACUUUUUUCUGCUCUUAGUGCAAAGGCACAAGGAAAAGAUGUCGGCAUCCCAGAAUGUGAGGGAGCAGCAACUGCAAAGUCUCCAUGGAAUGCCCCUGAACUCUUUGAUCUUUCUGUUCUUGAGGGUGAGACUAUCAGGGAGUGGCUCUUCUUCGAUAAGCCUCGGCGAGCAUUUGAGAGUGGAAACAGAAAGCAGAGGUCAUUGCCAGAUUACAGUGGACGCGGUUGGCAUGAAUCUAGAAAGCAAGUGAUCAAUGAAUUUGGAGGGCUGAAGAGAUCCUACUAUAUGGAUCCACAACCACUGAACCAUUUCGAGUGGCACCUUUAUGAAUAUGAGAUUAGCAAGUGUGAUUUAUGUGCCUUGUACCGAUUGGAACUGAAGCUCGUUGAGGGAAAGAAGAACUCCAAGGCAAAAUUAACAAACGAUUCAGUUGCUGAUCUGCAGAAGCAGAUGGGAAAGCUCUCCGCCGAGUUUCCGCCAGAUAACAAAAGGCCUGCUAAAGGCAGAGCCAAAAUCAAUGCCAGAGUUGCCAUGGGUGGUGUCUAUUCACACAGAGUGACUCCACUGAACGGAACAUAUGAGUAUGGGUUAGCUUCCCCAUAUGACUACCUUGUUGACAACUUGGGUGACUACUAUGGGACAUGAUCUACCUUUGAGUUAUGGUACAGGAUGCUGCAUUCAACCUCCUUAUAAAUUCUCUGCUGGUUUUUUUCUUUUGGGGCCUUCUACUUUCUCUGAUUUGUUUUGUCCCCCCUCCUAAGUAACAAGAAUCCAAGGUUAUUUUUUGCCCUGGCAAGAUAUUGUGAAUAUCUCAUUCUCACUGGAGUGCAGCACUAGAAGCUGCUGGAUGCUGAACUAACUUAGAACUUGCAGCAAAUUUUGCUGUAUAUUAUUUAUACUAGCCAAUUUGAUGGAUCCUAGAAUCUUACUAGCACCAUUGUUUAGGCUCAAAUUUGCUGUGGUUCAGCUCUGACUCUGUUUUCCAUACCAUGCUAAUUAAUGUAAGUCAUUUACACUAUUUUAUGGUAUUAGCCGCAGGACAUGCCUUCAAAGGUACAUAAUAGUGGCUGUAUAAUAAAAAUGUUUCAGUCCCCUUUUAGCAA